Xenia sp. Carnegie-2017 is the source of this 4008-nucleotide messenger RNA. RefSeq lists its product as uncharacterized. Gene Ontology annotation, biological process: regulation of ARF protein signal transduction. NCBI's taxonomy places the organism in Eukaryota, Metazoa, Cnidaria, Anthozoa, Malacalcyonacea, Xeniidae. The record is from RefSeq and is a predicted model, not a curated record. Gene Ontology annotation, molecular function: guanyl-nucleotide exchange factor activity; protein binding.
UAGUUUGCGUGACUAACUUUUUUAAUGAAAGGGUAAGUUCGAUAUUUGUUCGGGAGACAAACAAAUACACAUACAAUUCUUUUGCAAUUUGAAAAACCCGGAAGCACUCAAAUUCUCCUAAAAUGUUACUGGUGGAAUCGUACCACGUGUCCAUUGGGUUCGUUCACAAAUAUUCGUUCAAAAUGGACGUUUCCGCUGAGUUAUACUGUGACCAAAGUAAACAUGAAUUGAGCAAGUUUUAUUUACAUUUGUUGCCUAUGAAUCUGAAGUAUGUGUCCGUUUCGUCCAUUCUGUAAAAAUCUUGCCAAUAAAUAAACUGACAUGAAUCAAGUUUCUUUGGUCGAACAGUUGAAGGAAGUUGUAAAAGCUCAAAAUGAAUCACUUCGGCAAAAGCACAACGAGAUUAAAACGCUUCGUACGGAGAACUCUCGACUAAGCGCCCUAGUACAAGAACUGGAAAUAGAAAAUGAAGGAUUAAAAGGUUUAUUGGAAGCAUUUCAGAAGGAUAAGUGCACAAAUGGACAAGUUAGCAACGGAGGAAAGAACGACGAAACUCAAAGGCCUCGAACUCUUGCUCUUUCGUCACCGCUCAACACGCCAUCGUCAAAUGUAUUAUGGAGUCCAGAAAAAGCGGGAAAAACUUUGAUUGACGCCGAUAAAACUCGGAUAUCGAUAAAAGUUUCAAGUACGCCAAACGCGCGCUGCGCCUUGUCGCCGAAAAAACCGAGUUUUUCCGAUAGGAAAACCCGAAAUUCCUUUUACGAACUCUCUCCGGACAUUUCCGACAAACAUGUACAAAUGCUCGAAAAGAAGUACGGUGGGAAAGAACGGGCACAUAAAGCCGCAAAGAUUAUACAACAACAAUUUCGACGUUGGUCAAUGAAGAGGACUUACGCACGUUUACGGACACAGAGCGAAGCAAGACGAUCAUCGUGGAAGAGCCGACGUAGUCGGCGAAGUUCUUCACGCAGCCCAUCUCGUUCCUGUAGCAUAAGUCCUGUACGAAGUCCCAGCAUAAACGACGGUACGGAAAUGACGUUAAAGCUAGCACAAAUUUCGGAGCAGAAAUUAGGACAAAGCCCAAGCAGAGAUGACUUGAAACCGAUUUCAACCGAUAUUAAUAUUGACUCCGACUUUGAGCAGGUGCAAAGCGCGUCGGGGAAGCCAUUAGUUGAUAUGUCUGUGCGCAAGGUCAGCGAGGACAUAUCGAGUAUCGGACAGCAGAAGGUUAUUGAUGAAGUAUUCCAACAGAUAUUAUUUAAGACAAAAGAAGGUGUUACCGAAGGAUCUCGUAGUAAUAGCUUAAGCUCGUUACGUGGUAGUCAAAUCACCACCGUUGAUGAAUCUCCUGAAAUAUCGGUGGAAACAUCCGGAGCACAGCUUGUCGAGGGAGUUGACUGUGAAGGUAAUGCUGAACAGAGUACCGAGAUAACAAAACAAAUCUUGAAUAACGCCGAAAGUGAGAUUAUAGACAACGGUGAUGGUGUGAGUAUUGAUGAUGUGAAAGGUGAAAUUGUGGAUAACGUAGAUGGUAAAACUAUUGAUAAUAUGAAAGGUGAAACUGUGGACUACGUGGAUGUCAAAACUAUUGAGAAUAUGAAUUGUGAAAGUACGGAUAACGUAGAUGAUAAAAUUAUUCACAGUAUAAGAUCUGAACCUAUGGAUCACGUGGAUGUUAAAACUGUUGAAAAUGUUGAAUGUGAACCUGUGGAUGACGUCGAAGGUGAAAUUUGUGCUCAAACUGAUGACGUUGUUAUGGCAAAUAAUGAUGAAAGACCAUCAGUAUGUCAUGAUGAAAUGAUUGGAAAUGAUGCUCACCUCAUUAAUGAAUCAAAAGACAGUUUCGAUAGCUUCAACGAUAAUCACUCACGCAGUUGGCCCGUCUUGAAUCAUUUGUAUUCGGACGACACAAGCAGUCUGGGUGGCUGUAGUCUAUCGCCAUCCUCCAGUAUUAUGCAAACCUUUUAUGAAAAUAGGGCGAAAGACGUUCGUAUCGGCAUCAAUCAUUUUAACAGAAAACCGAAGAAAGGGAUGGAUUAUCUUGUGGACACCGGAGUACUUCAUGAAGAUGAUGUUGAAGGGAUUUGCAAGUUCUUGAAGGAGGAGCCUGGAAUAAAUAAACAGAAAAUUGGCGAUUAUCUCGGUGACUUGAGAAACCCUCUCAGCAUGAUUGUGUUAAGAUAUUUUGUUAAGUCCAUGGUAUUGGAAGGGAGAGAGGUCGACGAUGCCUUGCGCCAUUUUCAGACGUUUUUCCGCAUGCCGGGAGAAGCACAAAAAAUCGAAAGAAUCGUCGAGGAAUUCUCGAAGGCGUACGUGGAUGCAAAUCCGGACAAGGUCAGUAACAAUCCCGACACCGUACUGGUUCUCUCUUUCGCCAUCAUCAUGUUAAAUACUGACCUGCACAGCCCGAACGUGAAGCGGAAAAUGUCGAAAGAAGAGUUCAUGCGAAAUUUGAGAGGUACGAAUGAUGGAGGCGACUUACCGUCCGAGCAGUUGUCUGCAAUUUAUGAUCGUGUUGAGAAGAGAGAGUUCAGGACUGGCCCUGACAAUCUUCAUGCUAUUCAAAAAUAUGAAAAGCAAAUCUUGGGUAAAGUUCCUUGGACGACACUAGCACUUCCACAUCGUCAACUACGACAGGUCACUACGCUUUACGAAAUCCAACAAGGAGGUAGAAAGAAAGAGAAACCACAUCACAGAGUUGUCUUCAUUUUUAAUGAUUUGUUAGUGGUGACCAAAGAACGUGGACAAGCUGGACAAAAGGGAAUUCACUACUAUAGUUACAAGAGCUCUUAUCAACUCAUCGACAUCAAAUUUGCUCUCUUUCGCACUAAUUAUUUUAAAUACGGUGUGCGAAUCAUUAGCAAAAUCAAUGACGAAGUUCUUAUCAAUUUUCAUGCAAAGAAAGAAGAUAUACGUUCGACAUUUGUCAACGAGCUUCGCGACUGCAUCGAAGAGACCUGCACGAUGGAGAAUGAAAGGAUAGCGGGCAAGAAAGCUCCAGCAACGAUCAGUUUUGGUCGUCGAAACCUUGACGACACAAUAUCGAUGACUUUGCUUCGUUCUAACUCCAAUGGAUUAAAAGAUGUUGCUCCUGAUACACUGAGUCUCGUCAACGCGCCAGGCUCCAUCGCCAUGCAUGGCCAAUAUAUGGGAAGUAGUCUUCUCUCCAGUUCUUUACAAGAUCUUCAUCAGACAGGUGAUAUAUAUGUGACAAUGCAAUUUUUUGUGACGUGUAUUAAUUGCAUCAUGGAGUCAAUGCACAUUUGUCAAGAUGGCAAUUUCUACGAUGAAAACCUCCAGAAGAGUACAAGUAUGGCGUCGUUUGAUUUCGGCGGAAGCGACACAACUUCCGGUAUCGGCUCCGAUCUUUCAUCUUCAAACGGUUCCGUUCAAAAUGUGACCAAGCGAUUCAGUCUUUUAACCCGAAGCGCGCGUUGAAAAAUCCCAUCCAAAGAAAAAUGACAAAAUCAACUGGAAGCUUGGAGGAAAUCAAGAUUCCUCAUCACAAAACUAGUUCCACUUCUGAACAGCGGAAGUCAGAGUUUUUCAUCGCGUCCCCGCCGAUGGUCACGUGACGACAUGCUCUCAUUCGUGGCGGGAAGAAGCGUGGACGUAAGUUUAGGUUGCGUUGUGUUUGGUUCGGAAGCCUUCGUCUGGUGAAGUAAAUUCGCAUGUGUCGUUCGUGUUCUUAGCAAUUUAUCGUUGUUAAACUAAUAUCACUCGCGUGAUCGAAAUCUUGGCACACUUAUGUACACUAUUUUACGCAAUAGUCCCCCUGCUUAUCUAAGUAGGGUUCACAAUUCAGGGGGGAUUUCACGACAACAACAACUGUAAAGACAUAAAUACUUGUAAAGAAUUUUUGCUAUAUAUCUUAAUCAAUCGUCCGGAGUCAUAGAACUCUGAUGCUUUAAAAUGAUUUGCACGUUAAAUAAUGGUGCAAAGCAAAAUGAGUUGUGAAUAUGAAUUAUUCAAUUGUUAAAUGAUUUAUUUCGUUAGAAUACUGCAAAA